Molecule: messenger RNA, 3805 nt
Organism: Danio aesculapii
Lineage: Eukaryota; Metazoa; Chordata; Actinopteri; Cypriniformes; Danionidae
Gene: ighd
Product: immunoglobulin heavy constant delta
Exons: 14
Coding region: 33-3791 (1252 amino acids)
Source: RefSeq, a predicted model, not a curated record
ACGGUGCCUUUGACUACUGGGGAAAGGGAACAAUGGUCACUGUCACAUCAGCUCAACCAUCUGCGCCCCAGUCAGUCUUCGGUUUAUCUCAGUGCAGUUCUGGUUCUGAUGGGUUAAUCACCAUCGGCUGCUUGGCUAAAGGUUUCUCACCUGCAGACUCGCUUAAUUUCAAAUGGAAGGAUCCUGCUGGUAAUGAAUUAAGCGAUUUUGUGCAGUACCCAGCAUUUGGGACGGAUGGAGAUUAUACUAAAAUCAGCCAUAUGCGAGUGAGAAAAAGCGAUUGGGAUACUAAAAAACCUUACACAUGUGAAGCCUCCAAUUCUGCUGGAGCACCAAAAACAGCUUCUCUAGCUCCACCGGCCCCACCGCCAGAUCUGCGUGCAACUGUGUUCUUAACAGCACCUACAAAAAUGGAAUUAGAAAGUGGAUCAGCAACCUUCAUGUGUUUAGCCAAACGGUUUUCGCCUAAACAAUACAAGUUUAAGUGGUAUCAGAAUGAUAAGGAGGUAACAAAUGCGAUAGACAAUUUUUUCAAAGAUGAGAAGAACGGCUCAGUAACCGAAUACAGUGCCACAAGCAUUUUGAAAAUCAACGCAGAAGUAUGGAAGCAGCCAGAGAGAAAAGUUAAAUGCGUGUUUGAGCACAAUCAGCGAAAUGAUAGCAGGGAGAUCCAAUACAAAGAUACAAUGCAAGACUGCAUUGACGACAAUGUUCAUAUUGACAUCAUCCCCCCCACCCCUGAAGACAUGCUGAAAAAUAGAAAGGGAAUUUUAAAGUGCAAAGCUUCAGGAAAUCCAAAAUUCCAUUUCACCAAAAUAGAGAUAACAGCAAAUAAUUUAGUCAUCGCAGAAAAAGAGGGAACUUUGAAAAACCAAGAGGAACUUGAUGCUCCAAUUAACUAUAAAGAAUGGAGCAAUGGCACUGUGUUUAAAUGCACAGCUGAAAACACAGGAAAAACAUUGCCAGAGGAAAAAACUUUUGCCAGAGAAAAUGGUAAAACGAGACCGUCAGUUUACGUGUUCGCACCACCAGAGAAAAAAAAUGAAAUGAUGACCCUGACAUGUUUUGUGAAGAAUUUCUCACCCAAGGAGGUGUUUGUGACUUGGCUUGUUGACGAUGAACCUGCCAUUGGGUACCAAAACAGCACUAGUGUGCCAGUUAAGAAUGAUGAUUCCUUCUCCAUGUAUAGUCAGAUCACAGUUGAAAAUCCAGAGUGGAGGGGUGGUAAAGUGUACACGUGUGUCGUGUACCACGAAAGCAUUGAUGAAAAAUUGCUUGUGCUGACAAGAUCUAUUACUGAUAAUAUGGAUAAGUCAAGUAUAAUUAAUCUAAGUAUGACCACCCCAGCACCCUGCAAGAAUGUCAGCAUUGUCCUUUUAGGUCAUGCAAUUGUGCUCUUGUCUUUUUCCACAGCCUGGAUUGUGUGGAUAGAGCAUCCUCUGUUUGAACCCAUCGAUGCAGAUGACAGUGGCAUUGCAAACACUGCUGUAACCUUCAUUUUCCUGUUCCUCAUCACCUUGUUUUACAGCAUAGUAAUACGUGUCACUAAGCCCAGUAUGGCUCUGCUGAGUAGAGAGGAUGGUGAUAGGAUCGUGUUGGAGUGCCAGUUGAAUGAUUACUACCCAAAAGAACUUAGUGUACAAUGGCUUCGUGAUGGUCAGCCUGUCAGAGCUACAAUUAGAAUGCUGCAGAACAGAGAAGUGGAGAAAACUUUUACUUACAUAAGUCAACUGAAUAUUAGUUCUUCAUAUGAUUACAAGAAUUACACUUGUAAUGCCACUCACAACUCUGAAGUAUACCAGCAAGAAUAUAACAGGUGCACAGCAAAGCCAUUGAUCAAACCUUCAAUCCAAAUAAAGACAACCCCUCUCAGAGACAUUAUAGAAACGGGCAAUGUCACAUUGUCAUGUGUUGUUAAAGCUCCAGACAGCACUGUAGUGUCAUGGUCGGUAGAUGGUCAAAGUGAACCACCCACCACACAAGACAAAGACCUCUCCAAUAACACUGUGAGCUACUUGACUGUGCGCACAAAGGAUUGGUUAAAUAAAACCAUAGUUUGUACAGCUCAACAUCCUUGUUUCUCAAACGAGAGUGCUGAAAUUCAGGCUGAUGAUGUAAAGAAGGAUCCUGAAGUGGAGAUCAGGAGGUCUUUCAUGAAAUCAGCAGCAGAAAGUGUUGCUGUGCUUGAGUGUGUUGUGAGUGAUCUUCCACCUGGCGAGGUCUGCAUCACUUUCCAGGCCAAUAAUGUUAAUAUCUCAGAUCUCGAGUGUGUGGAUUCGGCCCCCUCUAAUAACAGUUGGUCCUUGAUUAGACCUUUUAAAAUACCUGAUGCACAUCAGAAGACAGAAAAUAUCUUCACCUGUAAAGUUCAAAGACCCUUCAAACAGUGGACGUCAAAACCUACUGGACACAUUUUUGAUGAUGCUUCCUCAGAGCUUGUUGUUGGUCCUAGAGUGGUUCAGUCUAGUUCAGAGUACCAGAAGCUGCAGUGCUCUGCCACAGGGUUUUAUCCCGAGAUACAGUGGCUUCCACUAUCAAGUGUAAAAGCUUGCAACUCAACCGUCACCCUGAUGCAAGAUGGCCACGUGAAAGUGUACAGUGAGAUAUUAGUGCCCCAGGAUGAAUGGAAUAAAGGAGUCAAUUACACCUGCCGAACUACAGAUGGGCCCAGUAGAAACACUGUUGAGAAAAACACCAGUAUUUGUUCAGUCAUUGCACCAUUCAGUCAGCAGGCAGACGUCUACUUGCUGGGUCCUCCGCUCAAUUUUGCAAGCACUGACUUGAAUUUGACCUGUAUAGUUAUUGGUCAGAAUGUUAAAUAUUUCAUCAUUCAGUGGAAAGUGAAUGGAAAUACUAGUGAUGGUGAUGAUCAAACUCCAGUACAGCAUCCCAACGGCACUCAAAGCAAAGUAAAUAAAUUGAAAGUUUCAGUUAAUACAUGGAAUUCACAUGCCCUCUUUACCUGUGAGGUCAAGCAUUUGUGCUCCGUAGACACACAACAGCAGAGCAUCUUAAAAACCAGAGACCCAAAACAGCCUACUGUGAGAAUCCUCAGACCCUCAGACAGUGAUCUAUCUGGAGCCAAAAAUACUAGCCUUGUUUGCUUUAUCAGUGAUUUUUUCCCUUCUGAUAUCUUAGUGGAGUGGAAGCUAAAUGGAAAGCAGCUUAGCAGGUCUCAGUUCACUAACAGCCCUGUGGUUGCACACUCUUCAGGAGGUUUUUCAAUGCAUAGUGCUCUAAUUUUACCUGGAGAGCAGCAAAAGGAUGGCAUCUACUCUUGUGAAGUUUCUCACGAGUCUUCUCAAAGUCCAAUCAUUGCCACUUUGGAGAACUUGUAUGCAUCGUUGCUCCAUUCCGCUCCAUCUGCAGAGCUGCUACAGGGUGCUGAUGGGCUACUGUGUCUGGUGUCUGGUUUCAGUCCACCUUCCAUCAAUAUUACUUGGUUUAUGGGAAUGACUGAGAUGUCUGACCAGAACAAGACCAAACUUGCAAAAGACCCUGAUGGAAAAUUUAUCACCCAAAGUCACCUGCCUCUCAAGCCUUCAGAGUGGGCUCCUGGUGAGGUGUACACGUGCAGGGUCACUCAUGUUACUGGCACUCAGUGGUUUAACAUCUCGAAAAAUUCAGUAAUUUCCGAAGAGGCUAUAUUUAUGAAUGAAAAUAAACCUGAAUUUAUUCCUCAAGAUACAGUUGGAGAGGUCUGGAAUAUGGCUUGUGCCUUUCUCAUCCUUUUCCUUCUCUCUCUUGUCUAUGGAUGCACAGUCACUUUGGUCAAAGUGAAGACUGAAUGAACAACAUUUUGUGU